AUGUCUGUCUCGUCCGAUAUCGUCGAUGUGUCGCGUCCGUCGUCACCGGGUAAACAAGUCUCACAGGCGCUGAAGUUCGUCAGGCCAGCGCAGAUGUCUCUCUUUGCGCGUAUAACGUGCUACCCUUCCUUGGGCGAAGUAACGAGUGUGAAGAGAUUGCAAAAGUCGGACUCAGCCGAAGAUGACAAGAUUCGGUUUACUGUCAUCCUCUCAUCUAGCAAGUCUUUCCCAGAACAGGAUUGGAACGUCGAGAUUUGGCACAAUAUUCCGGAUACCGAGUUGUGGACAUCUUUGCCAUUGACAAAAUGCAAUGCUUCGCUAAAUCCUACAAUCAUCGGUGACGACGAUGUCACACAAAGAUACUACCAUUACACAUUCUCCUCAGAGCUGGAACUACCUUCCUCCUCGGGAAGAGGCAACUUCACUGUCCGCUAUAGAACGAGCCCCGAUACGGAUUGGCAAUGGGCAAACCAGAGAAGAUACGUGAAGGAUGGGGAAGUGAUAUUUGGAGAGAAAGGUCGUUCCGUCGUGUCUAAUAUAAGCGCUCCACCACAACCAGGCCUCGGGAGCUCUCCGCGGGACGAGAUUGGGGAGUAUAUUGAAGACUUAUCCAGUAAACUAGAUGUUCAGGCAAGAAAAAGUGAAGCACCAGGGGCCAUAUUAUGGAGUAUAGCAGGAAGCGUACCACCUGCAGAGGUUGAGACGUCGGGAAAGGCGAAGUUCCCACUAGGGUCUCCAAAGUCAUAUCUCCGUUACUUUUCAUUGGUGCGACUGUGGAGUCCCUGGCUUGCUCCAAGACACGGAGAGAAGGAUUUCAGACUGACGGAAGAUGCUAUUCUUUGCUCUUUCCUAAGGUCUGAUGGUCUAAACUUUGUGCUUCUGGCUGUAUCAGGAGUUAAUAAUGUUCUGACGGUCUUGGGUUCUGGAGAAAACGGUGAAAUUGUGGUAGAUGUUAAAAAUGAUGGCACCGACGAUGCUAACUUUCAGAUACUUGCCUCCGUUGGUGAAAGUUUUGAGGUUUGCGUAUCUUCUCUGGUGUACGAGGCUCGAAAAGUUGUGAGAGACUCGGUUACUGCAGUAACUUUGCCUGUCGUAUCCGACUUGCCGCAAGAGCCUGAAUCUCCGGUUCCCGACGACUUGGUCAUUGUAGAGAACGAUGCACGUGCACAGUGGCUUGCUGAUUGGUAUGAGGGUCUUUCGUACUGUACUUGGAACUCACUGGGCCAGGACCUGACGGAAGAGAAAAUCCUUGAGGCUCUUGAUUCUCUGAAAAGACAUGGGAUCAAUAUUGUGAACUUGAUCAUUGAUGACAAUUGGCAAUCACUUGAUAACGACAGUGAGAAGCAAUGGAAUCGUGGCUGGAAGAGAUUUCAAGCCAAUGAGAAAGGCUUCCCCGAAGGGCUAGCACACACAGCUGCUACUAUAAGACAACGAUACCCUAAUAUCGAACAUAUCGCAGUCUGGCAUGCACUCAUGGGUUACUGGGGCGGUAUAUCCCCUGAUGGGGAUUUGGCAAAAUCCUAUAAAACGAAGAAGGUUACGAGGAAAGAUUCCGUUGCCGGUGGUCCAAUGUUGGCCAUUGAUCCUGACGAUAUCAAUCGUUUUUAUGAUGAUUUCUACUCGUUUCUCACAUCAUCCGGAAUUGAUGCUGUAAAGACAGAUGCUCAGUUCUUUCUUGAUCUACUGGAUAGCGCAGAGGACCGAAGAAGGUUUAUCUCGUCAUAUCAAGACGCAUGGACGAUCGCUAGCUUGAGAUAUUUCAGCACUCGCUCCAUUUCUUGCAUGUCGAUGACACCGCAGCACAUUUUCCAUUCGCAGAUACCAACCAACAAACCAAGCAUUCUCCUUCGUAACUCGGAUGAUUACUUUCCCGACGUUGCAGAUUCACAUCCCUGGCAUGUUUUCUGCAAUGCUCAUAAUUCCCUUCUGACAGCUCAUCUGAAUGUUAUCCCGGAUUGGGACAUGUUUCAGACAAGCCACCCAUAUGCUGCGUUUCACGCCGCCGCGAGGUGUGUCUCUGGCGGACCAAUUUACAUAACGGACAAGCCCGGGGAACAUGAUAUUGAUUUGAUAAAUCAGAUUACGGCGCCCACAACUCGAGAAAAUGCUAUAAUUCUUCGUCCAAGUGUUAUGGGUCGCACACUAGAUGUUUACCAUAACUACAACGAAGGAAACCUCCUCCGUGUUGGGACAUACAGCGGUUGGGCUCACACAGGGAGUGGUAUUCUCGGUCUCUUUAACAUCAGCCCGGCAGAUAUCUCAUCCAUUGUUCCACUUACAGCAUUCCCUGGCAUUGAUACAACAACUACUAGUACUACUCAUUCCUCCGACGCGUUCCGUGGCAGAAACAGUAGCAGUGCCCACUAUAUCAUUCGGUCUCACAGGACAGGGAUUAUCAGCGAGAUCAUGAAACCCAGCGGUGCACGUUCACUAGUGUCUAUUUCCCUUCAACCAAAAGGCUGGGAUAUUUUGACCGCCUACCCCCUUCGCGCAUUCACGCUUGAAGGCAGUCGUGGCUGCUCUUCAACGUCACCCUCAAUAGAGUCUUUGCUGACACAUGUUGCUGUGCUGGGACUUUUGGGCAAGAUGACCGGUAUUGCUGCAGUGGUCAGCUCGGAUGUAUCGGUCGUGGAAAGCGGGCGACUAAAGUUCGAUGUGAAUCUCAAGGCUCUUGGCAUACUGGGGAUCUUUCAUUCGAAGCUGGAUAGCAGAGAUGUCGACAAGCAUGUCAUGGUUCUGAUCUCGGGUAUUGCGGUGCCACGGCAUACGGUCUGGAAGGACGGAGACAAUGUUCUGGCGGUGAAUGUUCUACAGGCAUGGAAGGAAUUAGGAUUAGAUGCUGGGUGGAGCAACGAAGUGCGAGUGCAGGUGUUUAUUAGCUAG
This is a messenger RNA of Talaromyces atroroseus, 2883 nucleotides long. RefSeq lists its product as hypothetical. Lineage: Eukaryota; Fungi; Ascomycota; Eurotiomycetes; Eurotiales; Trichocomaceae. The transcript has 2 exons. The record is from RefSeq and is a predicted model, not a curated record. The coding region runs from base 1 to 2883 and encodes 960 amino acids.